This is a messenger RNA of Dipodomys spectabilis (banner-tailed kangaroo rat), 1296 nucleotides long. RefSeq names its product tripartite motif-containing protein 43-like. The coding region runs from base 1 to 1296 and encodes 431 amino acids. Lineage: Eukaryota; Metazoa; Chordata; Mammalia; Rodentia; Heteromyidae. The transcript has 7 exons. The record is from RefSeq and is a predicted model, not a curated record.
AUGGAUUCCAACAUUGCCCAAGCAGUUCAGGAAGAACUGACAUGUGUCAUCUGCGUGAACGCUCUCAUAGACCCAGUUACCAUAGACUGUGGCCACAGUUUCUGUCGGCCAUGUCUCUGCCUUUCCUGGGAAGAAACUCAGACUCCAGCCAGAUGCCCUGUCUGCAGAGUACCCUCCCAGCAAAGAGACUUCAGCACUAACAUCCUCCUCAAGCGUCUGGUAUCCAUUGCUAGAAAAGCCAGCUUCAGACAAUUCCUGAGCUCAGAGGAACACUCAUUUAAGACAAACAAGAAGAUAAAGAGGAUGCUCUGUAGAGUGGACAAGAACAUGCUCUGCUCCCCCUCUCAGAAGCACCAGACCAACAGGCAUUGUCCCAUGGAAGGGGCUGCUGAGGAGCAUCGGGAAAAGAUUUUAAAGGAAAUGAGAUCUGUGUGGGAAAGGAUACAAGAAAUCCAGAGAAUUAUAAAUGAAGAGGAGAGAAUAAUCGAUGAAUGGGUUUCAUAUGUGACUAUGCACAGAGUAAUUACCAGCGAUAUUUAUGAGAUGCUGCAUCCAAAUUUUCAAGAGGAGAGAAAACAAUAUUCAGAGAUACUUACAAAUGAAGAAACUGUGGUUUUACAGCAACUUAAGAAAAGGGAAACCCAAAUGCUUCAGAAGAAGAAAGAUCUAAGAAAAUUAUAUCAGGAGCUGGUGAAAACAUACCAAAAGCCAGAUGUUGAACUCCUUCAGAAUGUUAAAUAUAUACUGGCAAGGUGUGAAUCCAUGCUAGUCUUUAUGCCAAAGACUAUGAAGCCAGAACUCAGUGCUCAUCCCAUCCCUGGACUGAUAGACAGUCUAAGCCAGUAUGGACGGAAGUUUUUCUUCGGUCAUGAAACACAGAAUAUAAAUAUGAUGUUUGACCAUGUACAAAUGUUUGGACCUACCUGUGCAGUUUCAUUUUUGAAUUUUGAUGGAAUCAACUAUUUUGCUGUUUCAGGAGCCCAAAUCUUCUGCUCCGGGAAGCAUUACUGGGAGCUCAGUGUAGAUGAUUCUUUGGACUGGGCAGUGGGGAUCUAUAAGAAUUGUAAGACAAUGAAUGAACCCGUAAUAAUUGAUCCCGAGGAUGUAUUUCUCCUUUUAUGUGUGAAGGAUGACAUUGGUUACAGUAUCUUUACCACGUCUCCCAUGCUGCGUCACUACAUAGAGAAGCCUCUGGGCAAGAUUGGUAUAUUUCUUGACCUUGAAAAUGGAAGUGAAAUUGACCUUGUCUCCUAUGAUUCUGGGAACCUAGAGGAUCUCUAUCUUAUAUUGCUUUAG